Messenger RNA from Dendrobium catenatum, 1785 nucleotides. Its product is annotated as molybdenum cofactor sulfurase. NCBI's taxonomy places the organism in Eukaryota, Viridiplantae, Streptophyta, Magnoliopsida, Asparagales, Orchidaceae. The record is from RefSeq and is a predicted model, not a curated record.
UGUGACAAAUUACAACUAAUUCUUGCUUAGCUGGCAUUCGGAUAGGGAUGCUUGGUAUUCGACAGUGCUCGGUGCACCGGAGGACCGGGAACUACGAAGACGGCCAAUAUUGUCCCGCGGCAAUGCCACAUCCGUCAAUUUGAGAAUUCUCCGACGACUUUGGCGAAGUGGAAGUAGUUUUGUUCCAUUCGACAAUCCCAAUUGGUCGCGGAUAUAAAAGCUUGGUAGUUCUUUAGGAGAUGCGCUGAUUAAGUGCCACACUCUAGGGAUUGCAUUGCAAGUGGUGAAAAUCUCUGUUCUUUGGUUUCUGUUAACCUUUGAUAGAUGGAAGGAGCUAAAGAAGACUUCUUGAGGCGUUUUGGGGACGAUUACGGUUACCCUAACGCUCUUAAGAACAUCGACGAGAUGAGGUCUACUGAAUUCAAGAGAUUGGAAGGGCUCGCUUAUUUGGAUCACGCUGGAGCAACUCUCUACUCGGAGGCCCAGUUGGAAGCCAUUUUCAGAGACUUAUCAACAAAAGUCUAUGGAAACCCGCAUAGCCAGAGUGAUUCCAGCCAGGCAACAUCUGAUGUCAUAAGUGAAGCACGUCAGCAGGUUCUGACGUAUUUUAAUGCAUCUCCGAAGGACUACAAAUGCUUAUUUACUUCUGGAGUUACUGGGGCUUUGAAACUUGUUGGUGAAACUUUUCCUUGGUCAAGUGAAAGCUGCUAUAUGUACACGUUGGAAAACCAUAACAGUGUUCUUGGGAUAAGAGAAUAUGCUCUUGACCUUGGAGCAACAGUUCUUGCUGUUGAUAUUGAAGAGGUUGAACAUCUAAGAAGCCCAAAACAAUCCAUCCAUAUCCUUAAACACUCGACACAGAGGAGAAGUGAAGCCAACUCCCCAAGAGAGAUUCAGAAUGGUAAAUGUUCAGGGAAUAGUUAUAAUCUGUUUGCUUUCCCCUCGGAGUGCAAUUUUUCUGGCAAGAAAUUUCCUCUAGAACUAGUCAACAUUAUUAAAGGGUAUGCUGGAAGCAGAAUUGGAGACUCACUGCAGUGUCGGGGUUCCUGGUUGGUAUUGAUCGAUGCUGCUAAAGGCUGUGCUACUGAACCACCAGAUCUAGCUAGGUAUCCUGCAGAUUUUGUUACCUGUUCUUUCUACAAGAUGUUCGGUUAUCCAACUGGUCUAGGAGUUCUCAUUGUUCGAAAUGAGGCUGCCAGGCUUCUGAACAAGAAAUAUUUCAGUGGAGGUACUGUGUCUGCCUCCAUUGCGGACAUUGACUUUGUAAAGAAAAGGGAAAACAUUGAGCAGUUAUUUGAAGAUGGAACUGUUUCAUUCUUGGAUAUUGCUUCUAUCCGCCAUGGCUUCCAUAUAAUCAAUAGAUUAACUGUACUGUCUAUAGCACGGCAUACAGCUUCUCUUGCAACAUAUACAAGGAACAAGAUGUUAGAGUUGAAGCAUGGCAAUGGGUUGAAACUUUGUUUACUCUACGGAAGGACAGUUGAGAAGGCAAAUCCUUCUAAUGUGGGUCCCACAAUCACAUUCAAUUUGAAAAGGUCUGAUGGAUCUUGGUUUGGGUAUCGUGAAGUUGAAAAGCUGGCUUCUCUAUCUUCUAUCCAACUACGGACAGGCUGUUUUUGCAACCCUGGUGCGUGCGCUAAGUUCCUGGGUUUAUCUCAUUUAGAUCUUCUUUCCAACCUUGAGGAUGGACAUGUUUGUUGGGAUGAUGCUGACGUGUUACAUGGAAAACCAACGGGUGCUGUUAGGAUCUCCUUUGGUUAUAUGUCCACAUUUGAGGACGCUGAG